AUGCUGCGCUGUCCGCUGCGUUGCACGCCGGCCGGCAGCCACCUCGUGUCCAGCCGUGCGCGGCAAGCGGCGCCGCUCGCUUCCUCCACCCUCUACACCCCUCAGGAGAAGCGAGGGAUGACCGUCACGGCGGCUUCAACGGCCGACAAUGACAAGGUCCUGCACCUGAUGCGGCACGGUCAGACGGAGAUGAACGUCUUCCUGCGGCGGCACUACGACAGAAACGGUAACCACGCGCUGCUGCCGCACGAGGACCCGAUGAUGAUCGACACACGUCUCACCGCGGAGGGCAAAGAGCAGGCGCGGUGCAAGCAGAGUGAAGUCCUCGAACUCGACCCCAGGCCCGAGCUCGUCGUCUUCUCGCCGCUCUCUCGGGCCAUCGAGACGGGCCAGCUCGCGUUCGCGGGCCUGCCCGACGUCCCGCGGACGGUGACGCCCCUCGCGACGGAGAAGGUGUGGUACGGCGCGGACCUCGGCCGGAGUCCCUCGGAGCUCGCGAAGGACUUCCCCGACCUCGACCUGAGUGACCUCCCGGAGGUGUUUUGGUACACGGGCAAGGACGGGAACCCCUCGAAGCCCGUCGACGAGCCGGAGCGCGUGUUCGUGCGGAGGAUCGAGCAACUGCGGGACUGGCUCGCGGCCCGGCCGGAGAAGUCGAUCGCGCUGGUGGCGCACUGGGGGGUGUUGAAGGUGCUGUCGGGGCGCUCGUUCGACAACUGCGAGAUCCACACGACCACGGUGUCCAAGCUGGCGAUCGGAGACAAGAACGGCCUGUACAUCUGA
Molecule: messenger RNA, 783 nt
Organism: Pedinophyceae sp. YPF-701
Lineage: Eukaryota; Viridiplantae; Chlorophyta; Pedinophyceae
Source: the annotation of a GenBank genome assembly